This is a messenger RNA of Didymodactylos carnosus, 2409 nucleotides long. Lineage: Eukaryota; Metazoa; Rotifera; Eurotatoria; Philodinida; Philodinidae. The record is from the annotation of a GenBank genome assembly.
AUGCGGCGACAGUUAGGUAUCUAUACAACCGCUGAUACAUCGCAUGAAGAUACAACUGAAGUUUCGACGAUGGGUACACUUUCAACAAUCAUUGCAUCAAGUAUAACUGAUCCAAUUAGUCGUACACAUCAUUCACUUGAUAGUACGUCACCAGAUUUUCGGAGCGGUACUUCCCCUAUGCAUCAGUCAACAAAUACUGCACACAGUAUUCAGUCGUCCGACCUAAGUACGAGUGCAUCAACUAUUACAACAUCAACCACUACUCUUAUGCCAUCAACUAUUACACCAUCAACCACUACCCUUAUGCCAUCAACAUCAACUAUUACAACAUCAACCACUACUCUUAUGCCAUCAACUAUUACAACAUCAACCACUACUCUUAUGCCAUCAACUAUUACACCAUCAACCACUACUCUUAUGCCAUCAACCACUACCCUUAUGCCAUCAACAUCAACCACUACUCUUAUGCCAUCAACAUCAACUAUUACAACAUCAACCACUACUCUUAUGCCAUCAACUAUUACAACAUCAACCACUACUCUUAUGCCAUCAACCACUACCCUUAUGCCAUCAACAUCAACCACUACUCUUAUGCCAUCAACAUCACUAAAUGUUUGUCCUGAUGGUAUAAAUCCUUCCACUUCUAAUUGUACUCUUAUCGAUAAUGCUAAAAAUGCAAGUUAUAACGAAAUUAUAAGUUAUGAUUCUAAUAGUAAUACAAGUAUGGAUACAAUGUCAUUAGUUGAAGCUAUUGAUGACUAUUUAUUUAUUGCUUCAAAAAAUGCUUCAUCAAAUACAAUUCUACAUCCUACGAUAUUAGACAAUGUAUUUAAUUCAAUAAAUAUAAGUAUUAACAUUAGUUCAUCUCAAUCGUAUUUAAUGUCAGUUAAUCCUAACAAUGAGAAAAUUAUUGGUGCUUAUUUUAAUAGUAUAACGUACGGUUCUCCAUUAAAUCAAUCGACAAAUUUUGCUAGUAUCAUCAGUAGUUCAGUAGUAGCAGCAACAAUAGAUGACACAUAUUUGAAUUCAAUUUCUUUAUUAAAAAUGCUCAUAAUCUAUACUCCAAAUGAUUAUUUAAAAAUAAAUGAUAGUGGAAAGAAAAAUUUAGCCUCUUCCAUAAUUAUUGCUGAUCUGACAUCUAAUAAUAAAAACCUAUCGUCUGGCAUUCCAAUAACGUUAUAUUUUACGAUAAGAUAUCCACAAAACAUAACUAGUAAUUCACUCUUCUAUUGUUCAUAUUGGGAAGUGACAAAUAAUAGUUGGAGUCAAGAUGGUUGUAAUUAUAUAGGAUAUAAUCAAACAUUGGCUACACAUGUUUGCUGGUGUAAUCAUAUGACUACAUUCGCUUUAUUAUGGUUACCAUCGUCUGAUACAGAUAAUGUUCAAUGGACAGUACGAGAUUAUAUUUCAAUGGCAUUUCAAGCAUUGUCUAUUCUAUGUUUUCUAGGACUUAUAAUUCAUUGUAUAGUAACAUGUUCAUGUUUUCGAAAUAAUAUUAUGGAUUUUCAACCCAACGAUUUAUUACCACUAAUAUCGAGUGGUAGUACAAUGAUUUUAUUCAUAUUUUAUCUUGCAUUAGGUAUAACUGUUCAUCAACGUCAAGAUAUUAGUCUAAGUGAAACAAAAUGUUUUUCAACUGCAAGUGUUCUCAUGUUUUUAGUCUAUUUUUGGUUAUUAUUUAUGUUUUGUUGUAAAACAUCCAUUGGAUAUUUUAAUUAUUAUUAUUUUGUUCAUCUAUUUCUACUGCCAACAUUAAAACCUUUGUGUAUUUUAUUAUUAACAUCUUUUAUUAUUUCCAUUGCUGGUGUUAGUUUUGCUGCUGGUUUCAAUUCAAAUUCAAAUUAUAACAUUAGUAUGUUGUAUCCAAGAAAAAUUUGUUGGUUCACUAAAGGUGUGUUAUAUUAUUACUUGACAGUACCCGUUAGUGUAUUUUGUGUUUUAAAUUUGAUAACAAUUGUUCUCGUUGCUAAACAUCUCAUAGCAUAUGCCAGACGAGCGAAUACACCACGUCAAACCUAUGAACGUCGAAAACGAGUAAUACUAAUUUUAUUAUCAUCUUGUGUAACACAGAGUAUAGGCUGGUUAUUUGGACCAUUUCUAGCAGACAUAUCGGAACCAGCUGGAAGUGUGUUCGCAUGGAUUUUUGUGAUCUGUAAUGCACUCGAGGGUUUAUGGUCUGUAUUAUUGUACAUUCUUAUCAGGCAACAACGAGCAGCUGACGCAAAACGACUUUUUCAUAUUGUACGAGAUACUGAACUAGACAAGUCAACAGUAUUAUUACGACCACAGCGAAACGCGAUAAGAGAAAGAAAUUUUAUGGACUUAGCAUCUCAUACAGAUGUAAUAUAUCCAAUACAAGAAAUUGAUUGUACUGAUGGUCCAGCAAUCUCGGUCUACAAACAUGACUAG